AUGGCAGACAUCGUGCCAAAACAGCUUUUUCCGGCUGAGAUUGAGAUGGUGGAGGAAAUAAAACUCGACGAGCCACCCUCGUACGGUCGAGAGGAUGAGGCGAGGAUCGUGCGCAAGAUCGAUGCCAGACUCAUGCCGACGACCGCUUUGAUCUACCUUCUUUGCUAUAUAGACCGAGGCAACAUUGGUAACGCAAAGAUUCUCAACGCCGAUGAGGGCGAUGCCAUGCCCCAGACCAACCAUAUGACAAACUAUCAAUUCACCAUUGCGUUGAUGGUCUUCAUCGUCGCCUACUGCGUCUUCGAAGCUCCAUCCAACCUGGCCUUGAAGGUUCUCACGCCGAACAGAUGGCUCGGCUUCCUCGUCUUCUCCUUCGGUGCCAUCUGCUGCGGUAUUGCUGGAACCACCAACUUUGCCGGCGUCGUUGGUCUCCGAUUUUUGCUGGGGGCGUGUGAGGCCGGUAUCUUUCCUGGCAUGGUGUUUUUCAUGUCCUUUUGGUACAAGCCCGAGGAGCGAGCCACGCGUAUUGCAGUCUUCCUCUGCAGUGCAACACUCGCCGGAGCGUUUGGAGGUGCGAUCGCUUACGGCGUCGGGCAUAUGAAUCAUGCUGGUGGACUUGUGGCAUGGAGAUGGCUGUUCAUCAUAGAGGGACUACCAUCAGUUAUCGUGGGGAUCCUGGUCUUCUUCUUCAUGCCCAACUACCCAGAGAAUGCAGGCUGGCUGACCGAAGCCGAAAAGAGCAUCCAGCGUCAACGCCUUUCCGCGGGAAACAGUUCACAUGGCGAGGCCAAGAUCAACUGGGCCGAUGCAAAGGCCACGCUCAAGGACGUGAAACUCUGGGUUCACUAUUCCACGUAUUUCGCAGCGGGUAGUGGAGCCACCUCUCUCUCGCUGUUCUCUCCCGUCAUCGUGGCAGGCCUUGGGUACCAUGGCCUGCGAGCACAGCUCUUCACCGUCCCGCCUUACGCAGUGGCGUACGUGGUCACUCUUGUGGUUGCUCUGUGGUCUGAUAAUCGGCGCAUGCGCGGGCUGUUUGCGUGUGCCGCGUUCACCACCGCAUCCAUCUCCUUUCUCAUCCUCGCUGCCAUUCCCGGAACUCAUUACGCGGUACGCUACUUUUUCUUGAUCGUCGCCACGAGCGGUUGCUUUUCGGCACUGCCCCCAUUGUGUGCUUGGGUCGGGGACAACGGUCGCUCCACCACCGCAGGAUCUCUUGCCACAGCAUUGAACAUCGCUUCCAGUGGACCUGGGCAGAUCAUCGGCGUCUGGAUAUAUCGUGCUCAAGACAAGCCGCUGUACCAGCUGGGUCAUGGGGUCAAUGCGGGAUUCCAGCUGAUUGGCGCCUGUGUCACCUUGGGAUUGUAUCUACACUACAAAAAGCUGAACAGGAGACUCGCCGGGACCAAUGCGACAAGGUGGAUUGCGUAG
Fonsecaea erecta is the source of this 1428-nucleotide messenger RNA. RefSeq lists its product as hypothetical. The transcript is spliced from 8 exons. Lineage: Eukaryota; Fungi; Ascomycota; Eurotiomycetes; Chaetothyriales; Herpotrichiellaceae. The coding region runs from base 1 to 1428 and encodes 475 amino acids. The record is from RefSeq and is a predicted model, not a curated record. Gene Ontology annotation, biological process: transmembrane transport. Gene Ontology annotation, molecular function: transmembrane transporter activity. Gene Ontology annotation, cellular component: membrane.